AGCGCCGUGAAUAAGUUUGACAGUACAGGAAGUGUGUGGGUUCGAAGUUUGACGUUUCAGUGUUUUCUUUGGUAGUGUCUUUGUUUACGUUAUUGUUGUCAGUGUCGUGUCUAUUAGGAAUACAGUCUUGUUUACCGAGGAAUGAAAGGCUAGCCUAAUAGAUGAAUUUGUAAUCAAUUGACUUGAUAUACAGUAAUAUUAUGUUUUCUGCUAUGCAGAUGCCGACCAUGAAGUUCCAUUCAAAAUUUCGAUCAGCAGUGAUGCGCAGGGACUGAUGGGUAAUCAGCCAUAUUGUUUUAUAUCGCGGAGUACAAAAUUGAAGUCAGUAGUGCGCAGGGUGCGGAGUUGAAAGUGUAGUUCACAAUGGCAGGAAAUGCGGGAAUGGAGCAGCUAAUACCAAUAGUGAACAAACUCCAAGAUGCGUUCACUCAGCUUGGCGUACAUAUGCAACUGGAUUUGCCCCAGAUAGCAGUGGUAGGAGGACAGAGUGCGGGCAAAAGUUCGGUUUUGGAAAAUUUCGUCGGAAGGGACUUUCUACCUCGAGGUUCAGGAAUUGUCACACGAAGACCCCUUAUUUUGCAGCUUAUAAAUAGUUCAACUGAGUAUGCAGAAUUUCUUCACUGUAAAGGGAAGAAAUUUGUUGAUUUUGAUGAGGUUCGCCGUGAAAUAGAAGCGGAAACAGACAGGGUUACUGGAUCUAACAAAGGAAUUUCCAAUAUACCCAUAAAUCUUCGUGUUUAUUCUCCAAAUGUGCUGAAUAUCACCCUAAUCGACCUCCCGGGACUAACAAAGGUACCUGUGGGAGAUCAGCCAGCAGAUAUUGAGAAUCAAAUCAAAGACAUGUUGCUGCAGUUCAUCACAAAGGAGACUUGUUUGAUCUUAGCAGUGACACCAGCAAACACUGAUCUCGCAACUUCAGAUGCUCUGCAAAUAUCCAAGAGUGUUGACCCAGAUGGCAUCAGAACCAUAGGUGUUAUAACCAAACUGGACCUCAUGGAUGAAGGUACUGACGCACGGGAUAUUCUUGAAAACAAGCUACUCCCUCUCCGGAGAGGGUAUAUUGGGGUAGUUAAUAGAAGUCAGAAGGAUAUUGAAGGAAAGAAGGAUAUUAAAGCUGCUUUGGCUGCCGAGAGGAAGUUUUUUCUCAGUCAUCCAUCUUAUCGUCACAUGGCAGAUCGCCUUGGAACGCCGUAUUUACAGAGAGUUCUAAAUCAACAGUUAACCAAUCAUAUUAGAGAUACAUUACCAAGUCUGAGGGACAAGCUUCAGAAACAACAGUUGACCUUGGAAAAAGAUGUGGAACAGUAUAAACAUUUUCGCCCAGAUGAUCCUGCGAUUAAGACUAAAGCAAUGCUUCAGAUGAUUCAGCAGUUGCAAUCGGAUUUUGAAAGGACUAUUGAAGGAUCUGGUUCUGCACAGAUAAAUACAAUGGAACUUUCAGGUGGUGCAAAGAUUAACAGACUAUUCCACGAGAGGUUUCCAUUUGAAAUUGUCAAAAUGGAAUUUGAUGAAAAAGAACUCAGAAGAGAAAUAGCAUUUGCUAUUAGAAAUAUUCAUGGUAUUAGGGUUGGCCUGUUUACACCUGAUAUGGCCUUUGAGGCAAUUGUUAAGAAACAAAUUGCUCGGUUAAAGGAACCAAGCUUAAAAUGUGUUGACUUGGUUGUAGCAGAACUGUCAAAUGUAGUUAGAGUUUGCACCGAUAAGAUGUCACGGUAUCCUAGAUUGCGCGAAGAAACUGAACGAAUAAUUACUACACACAUCCGGCAGCGGGAACAAAAUUGUAAAGAACAAAUUAUUUUAUUGAUAGAUUGUGAACUAGCAUACAUGAACACAAAUCAUGAGGAUUUCAUUGGAUUUGCCAAUGCCCAACAAUCUUCAGAAAAUUCCGUUAAAGCAGGACGUAAAUUGGGAAAUCAAGUUAUUCGUAAAGGUUACAUGUGUAUACACAAUUUGGGAAUAAUGAAAGGUGGUUCCAGGGACUACUGGUUUGUCCUUACCUCAGAAAGCAUAUCCUGGUUUAAAGAUGAAGAGGAACGAGAGAAAAAGUACAUGCUGCCUCUUGAUGGACUCAAGCUGCGAGAUGUUGAACAGAGCUUCAUGUCAAGAAGGCAUACAUUUGCACUGUUUAAUCCUGAAGGAAGAAAUGUAUACAAGGAUUACAAGCAGUUGGAGCUGAGUUGUGAGAACCAAGAUGAUGUUGACUCGUGGAAAGCAUCAUUCCUGCGAGCAGGGGUUUAUCCAGAGAAGUCAACAGAGCAAGCCAAUGGGGAGGAGGUUAGGGUAAGUGUUGAGUCUGGCAAGAGUGGCAGAUCAGCUGUCGAAGAAGUGAAGUCAUCGGACCUGGGCGCUGGGGAAGGAAGUUCUUCGAUGGAUCCACAGCUGGAGCGCCAAGUUGAAACAAUCAGGAAUUUGGUCGAUUCUUACAUGAAAAUAGUUACAAAGACAACUAGGGAUCUUGUCCCAAAAGCAAUCAUGCUAAUGAUAAUCAACAAUACAAAGGACUUUAUCAAUGGUGAGCUGUUGGCACACUUGUAUGCCUCUGGAGAUCAGGGACAAAUGAUGGAAGAGAGUCCUGAAGAGGCUCUUAAGCGGGAAGAGAUGCUAAGAAUGUAUCAUGCCUGUAAAGAAGCACUUAGAAUUAUAGGAGAUGUUUCAAUGGCAACUGUAUCAACACCUGUUCCCCCUCCUGUGAAGAAUGACUGGCUUGUUUCUGGCCUGGAAAACCCAAGACUGUCACCACCUUCUCCUGGUGGUCCUAGGAGGACUCCAAUGCAGCCAACUCCUGCUGUUGGCUCAAGGGCUCCACCGCCGCCACCAGCAACAAGCAGGCCAGCUCCGAAUAUCCCUAACAGGCCAGGUCCAGAUGCUGCACAGGGGCAGCGUGCUCCCCCAUCACUGCCUGGAAGACCUCAGUCUGGAGCUGGUCUUCCACCACCACUUAUUCCUUCCCGGGGUGGCAGCGGGGGAAUUCUGGGGACAGCCAUGACAGGCAUGCCUCCCAUCCCCCAUCGUGUGCAGCAGGCGGUCGGCCAGGCUGCAGCACAGGCGGCUGUCAAUGAGUUAAGAGAUGCUUUCCGAAUGCCAAAGUAGGGACCUUGGAGUUCCCUAUUAAUGAACUGUUACAUUGUGAUCUCAUAGUAUAGAUGUUGCUCACGUAAUGUAUCUACUUUUCAGCAAAUUAUUUCUUUUUGUGUAAUACAUUUAAAGAGAAUGUGGAUGAAAUUGUAGAUGCAUUCUGCAUAUACAAAAAUGUUGAUAUUAAUCUGUAUAAUGGAGAGAUCUGUGUUCAUUUAUUUUUAAUUUCAGUUAUUUAUCCACCAACAGUUAUAGUCUGUUGUUUUUUCAUUGUUUACUCAGGCUAGUGUGUAAUGUUCCCUACUCCAUUUUGUAAUAUGACAACUUAGAAUAUUAUUAAUGAAAGAAUUGUACAAAUGAUUUUGUUUGUAUUUAAAAAUGUUUGUAUGCAUAGAUGUAAAGAGAGAGAGAAAGAAAAAAACUCUCCAGUAGAAUUAUGAUUACAUUAAGUAAUACUAAUGGACUACUGGUUAUUUGCACUGUAGUCCUAGCAUUUUCAUAUUGCAGAUUGUUAAAGACACUUAAGACGUAGCACAAGUUAGAUAUACUUACUGAUGUCUGAAAGACGAUAAAUGUUAUCUUGUCUUGCAGUUAUGUAAAUAGGGCUUUCUCUGUGUCUGUGUCUGUGUGUGUGUGUGUGUGUGUGUGUGUGUGUGUGAAUAUAUCUUUGUAUGUGGUGUACUGCUUGGAACUAUUUUUGUUUUGGGCCUAGUACCUAAUACGCACCACAAUGCGAAAUAAGUUCAUGUUCAGUUCCCUCAUCCAACAUGUAGUGGUGGAAGUAAGUUGUACAGACUUCAUGUAAAGUGAAGGAAAGUUAUUUAAGCCCUACUUUUAAAAAUUAUUAGUAUUUUUUCUUCAGUCAUCCUCAUAAUUCACAAGUGUGUGAUGGUCUCUCUCUCUCUCUCUCUCUCUCUCUCUCUCUCUCUCUCUCUCUCUCUCUCUCUCUCACACACACACACACACACACACACACACAC
Molecule: messenger RNA, 4055 nt
Organism: Schistocerca nitens (vagrant locust)
Lineage: Eukaryota; Metazoa; Arthropoda; Insecta; Orthoptera; Acrididae
Gene: shi
Product: dynamin
Exons: 18
Coding region: 364-3090 (908 amino acids)
Biological process (GO): receptor-mediated endocytosis
Cellular component (GO): cytoplasm; plasma membrane; microtubule
Molecular function (GO): GTPase activity; microtubule binding; GTP binding
Source: RefSeq, a predicted model, not a curated record